Messenger RNA from Hyaena hyaena (striped hyena), 3562 nucleotides. RefSeq names its product sestrin 1 (gene SESN1). Gene Ontology annotation, cellular component: nucleus. Lineage: Eukaryota; Metazoa; Chordata; Mammalia; Carnivora; Hyaenidae. Gene Ontology annotation, molecular function: oxidoreductase activity, acting on peroxide as acceptor; L-leucine binding. The transcript is spliced from 10 exons. Gene Ontology annotation, biological process: cellular response to leucine starvation; cellular response to L-leucine; negative regulation of TORC1 signaling. The record is from RefSeq and is a predicted model, not a curated record. The coding region runs from base 1197 to 2477 and encodes 426 amino acids.
GGUAACCCGGCACAGCUGCCCAGGCUGCACGGAGGUGGCUCUGCCUCCCCGCCUUCGUACCUAACAGCUACGGAGAACGCUCCCCAGGGAGAGUGCCCCGGCCCGGCGGGGGCCUCUCGGGCGGCCUGUGGUGGGAGGGGAGACGGUUUCCAGCGCGAGCCGGCCCCGGGAGAAAAUGCUGAGGCUGGCAGACACAGCUGCCUCGGUCAUUUAAAUGGAAGUCUCCAAAACGUAAAUAACGUCGUCGUCUGUGCAAGUCUCCACAAGUCAGAACCGAACAAAGCUCCAGUCUUACGGUAGAACAGCCUGUGGAUUUUCCCCCCUCAGCGUCUUGUCAGAACAUUGUCGGUGACCCCCACUCCCUUCGCCUCCUACUUAGAAAAAGGCAAAAAUAACAUUUGAGUCAGUUAAAAGAUGCUGCUGCGUGGAAUACGUGUGUUCUGCCGGCUCUAUGACGUUAUGCACAACGCUCAGCCUUGGUUAUUAACCCUCCCUUUUGUGUCUGAGAUGGGCCUUCAGAAAAAGCGGUUUAGUUGUGACAUUUUGUUUUUCCUAGGUGGUUGUAAAUAUGGCCCCACUGGAAAGUUGCUAAUACACCUGACCAAAACGUGAACCUUUAAAAGGCUUUAAUUCAAAAGGUGACAAGGGAGAAAGAGAACUAGUCAUUAAAAUUUGAAUUGAAAUCAGAAUACUGUUACCGUAGGUCAAGAAAUCUAAAUAGGAAGUCAUUUCCCCGCAGCAUCGCCCACUUAAGGGACUCCGUUUUAGUCUUUACAUUUUUCGUAAGUGGAGACCACGUUGUGGGUACACUGCACGUAUUCAAGUAACGGUUAAUUGAAGACACCUCGUGAGGGUUGUAGAGCACACUUUUCUGGAUUUUAACACUCCUGGAUACAUAAUAUGCUCCUCAUCGUUUACAGAUAAUGCGACAACCUGAACAACAAUAAAACUUGCUCUAACUGUUGCUUUGGAAACUUUUAUCAAAGAAGCAAAACUGUGUGAAAGUGUUGAAAUCGCAUUUACGGUUUCUGUUUGCAAGGCCAUAACAGAUAUGUUCUCGUUUUGACUCGAGGUGAUCCUCAGCCAUCGUGCUUGACUAGGAACUUGGAAUUAGAAUUCCUCGACCACUAGGACACGGACCAAGCAGAUUCAUCCCAGAAAAGGAGAUUCUCCAAGUGGGAAGUGAAGACGCACAGAUGCAUGCUUUAUUUGCAGAUUCUUUUGCUGCUUUGGGUCGUUUGGAUAACAUUACAUUAGUGAUGGUUUUUCACCCACAAUAUCUAGAAAGUUUCCUAAAAACUCAACACUAUCUACUGCAAAUGGAUGGGCCAUUACCCCUAUAUUAUCGGCACUACAUUGGAAUAAUGGCUGCAGCAAGACAUCAGUGUUCCUACUUAGUGAACCUCCAUGUAAAUGAUUUCCUUCAUGUUGGUGGAAACCCCAAAUGGCUUAAUGGUUUAGAGAAUGCUCCUCAAAAACUACAAAAUUUAGGAGAACUUAACAAAGUGUUAGCCCAUAGACCUUGGCUUAUCACCAAAGAACAUAUUGAGGGACUUUUAAAAGCUGAAGAGCACAGCUGGUCCCUUGCAGAACUGGUACAUGCAGUGGUUCUCCUCACACACUAUCAUUCUCUUGCCUCAUUCACAUUUGGCUGUGGAAUCAGUCCAGAAAUUCAUUGUGACGGUGGCCACACAUUCAGACCUCCUUCCGUUAGUAACUACUGCAUCUGUGACAUUACAAAUGGCAAUCACAGUGUGGAUGAGAUGCAGGUCAACUCAGCAGGGAAUGUUCCGGUAAGUGAUUCCUUUUUUGAGGUUGAAGCCCUCAUGGAAAAGAUGAGGCAGUUACAGGAAUGUCGAGAUGAAGAAGAGGCAAGUCAAGAAGAGAUGGCUUCGCGUUUUGAAAUAGAAAAAAGAGAGAGCAUGUUUGUCUUCUCUUCAGAUGAUGAAGAAGUUACACCAGCAAGAGAUGUAUCUCGUCACUUUGAGGAUACCAGUUAUGGCUAUAAGGAUUUCUCUAGACACGGGAUGCAUGUUCCAACAUUUCGAGUCCAGGACUAUUGCUGGGAAGACCAUGGUUAUUCUUUGGUAAAUCGCCUUUAUCCAGAUGUGGGACAGUUGAUUGAUGAAAAAUUUCACAUUGCUUACAAUCUUACUUAUAAUACAAUGGCAAUGCACAAAGAUGUUGAUACCUCAAUGCUUAGACGGGCUAUUUGGAACUAUAUUCACUGCAUGUUUGGAAUAAGAUAUGAUGACUAUGACUAUGGUGAAAUUAACCAGUUACUGGAUCGUAGCUUUAAAGUUUAUAUCAAGACUGUUGUUUGCACUCCUGAAAAGGUUACCAAAAGAAUGUAUGAUAGCUUCUGGAGGCAGUUUAAGCACUCUGAGAAGGUUCAUGUUAAUCUGCUUCUUAUAGAAGCUAGGAUGCAAGCGGAACUCCUCUACGCUCUGAGAGCCAUUACCCGCUAUAUGACCUGAUGCCUUUCCUCCAUUAAAGAUAAUGGAAUGAUCCGCAGAUACAGUCUACAAGGGGAAGGUACUAAGCCCCAGGACCAAUGGUAGAUAAAAGAAUUCAGAAAUCCAUUGUGCCAUGAUUCCUUUAGUUUCUGCUCUAUUACUGUGGAAAUACCACUGCUGGCACGAGCAGUGAAUGCUUGGCAGCUUCAAGUGUAGAGCUGUGAAGAAGGGCUGCCAUUCACAGUAUUUUGCUUUUUGACAGUACAAGAUGCUGUAUAACUGUUUUAAUACAGCAAAUAGUAACUCUCCAAAUCCUGUUGCUUUUAUGUUAAAUAAGAUAACAAGAAUUGGAGCAUGCAAAGAAUGAGAGUUGGAUAAUGACAUAAGCUUUUUAUACAUAAAGAAUUUUAGAUCCUGGUGCUGCUAUUUCUGCUGGUGGAAUGAAUAGAGUGGCUGUUCCAGUUAAGCUAUUAGUAAUAAAAGUGAACACUGCUACUAUCUGAGCCUACAUACAUAAUUUGCGUGGUUUCGAAUUAAACUUGCAUAUGUGUUAAUUUUUUGCAUCUAAACAUAGAAUUAUUACAGCUCGGCAAAGACCAUUUCGAUGGCAACAGUUCAUUUCUUUCAUUAUAGUUUUUUUUUUAAUUUACCUAUUGGAUGACAUUAAAUUACAGUGGCAUUCUUAAAGAUUUUCUUCAAAAAAGCAAUCUUAAAUGAAAGUGUAUAAAUUAUAAGAAAAGCUAGCUAUCUUUUGAUAUGCUGUUUCCCUAGAUUCUAUGACACUGGAGGGCAGCUGUCUUGUGCAGUAUUUUGUUUCCAGCACUGAAGUUGUGGGAAAUGUUGCUGUAGACUGCUGCGCAGUCCCAGGUGCAUUCUGCCUGCCUCAUGGUCCCCACUUUAAAGAUUGUGCAGCUCUUUCAAACUAAAGCUGGAAAAUAUUUUUAGUCAGGUUAUCAAAUUUGAUUUACAAAAAUGCUAACUUUGUUUGAAAUGCAAACAGAUUUGGAAAAAAUGUAUUAAGUAUUUGUAUUCUGGAAGCGUGAAUUGCUUUUGAAGUCUGUCAGUAUUAUUGGUAUUUUUCAAUAAAUCCUUUUUCUCCAAUUUUA